Messenger RNA from Priapulus caudatus, 489 nucleotides. RefSeq lists its product as uncharacterized. Lineage: Eukaryota; Metazoa; Priapulida; Priapulimorpha; Priapulimorphida; Priapulidae. The annotation marks the transcript as partial. The transcript is spliced from 3 exons. The record is from RefSeq and is a predicted model, not a curated record.
GCCACGUCCCGCGAACCCUGCUACUGACGACGCCGAUGACAUGGUCCGUCAUCGAUCCGAGCGACGAUGCGCGAGGCGCUGAAGGCUCGCCAAUCCAACAUGGACGCCGUGAACGCGACGCACGGCGCCAUGGCGAUGGAGAGCGGACAGAUGCGAGUCGCGGCGCCCGACUACGUCCAGGAGAAGGUCAACCAUCUCAAUGCUGAUUGGGCGCAGAUCCUCUACCUGUCGGCCAAUCUGAGGCCGGCGUCGGAUUCGAGCGUCGAGGCGCUCAUCGAGAGAGAGCAACAGUACGCGGUGCGCGCGGCGCCACCUAUGCAGCGCAGUCAGCCGCAGAAGUCAGCGGCGCCCUCUGGCCAACUCGAGGAGUUUGAGCUUUCGCUCGUGCAGCUUCAUGAUUGGCUGACGCUGCUGGAGCGGAUGCUGGUUACGGAGACUGUCGUCGUCGACGACAUUCCUGAUAUAGAGGGCGCCAGGAAGCGACAGCAG